AUGUUUUCGGACGACGGUAAUGGAAACAUUAUUGAUUAUAGAGAUCAGCAAGCACCUACCUUUGUUGACGGAACGCCAUUUCGUUCGAAAAUUUGGACUGAUCUUCAGAAAUGUAUUAAGAACGAUGUUCAACUUGAAUGGACAACUAUGAAUGCCGCUGUGAUGGGAAAGGAUGCUUCUGCAACUAUUCAGGACACAGUAGAUAAUUUGACUACAAACUUUAUCAGUCUACAAAUAAAGAAAUCAAGGGUAGCCGAGGUCAUGAGUGAAGAGUGGAAUUUAAUCAUCAAAGAUAUAAGCCGUCAUCCUCUUGGUACAAACAAAGAAGAAUCCCUUCAGGCUCGUGUUAAUUGGAUUGAUUAUUGGCUAGAGGAAUCUCUCACAGCUAUUGACACCAUAUUGGUUAUUGGUAUUGACUUGAGUACGAGAGAAAUUGUAGGGGCUACGAAGAGAAAGGCGCUUCAGAAUAGGUUAUCUGCUCCUAAAGUGAUUGACCCUAUAAUUAUGAAAAGAGAUUAUACCCCAGUGUACCUUCCCCUCAUUACUUGCCUGACCUUAAUCCAAUCCGAAAAAUCUUGGGCUAUUGUAAAAGGAAAUAUAAAGCGUAACAAGUCUAGUGGUAUAGAGUCGUUUGCUAUGCACAUAAUUGAAGCUAGUAAAGCUGUACCUGUUGAAAAUCUCAGAGGAUCUAUCCAACAUUUCACCCAAAAGGCCCAUGGUUGCCUUCAAGAAAAUCUACACAAUUACAUGUGCCCAAGCAAGUGA
Phycomyces blakesleeanus NRRL 1555(-) is the source of this 765-nucleotide messenger RNA. RefSeq lists its product as hypothetical. The transcript has 7 exons. Lineage: Eukaryota; Fungi; Mucoromycota; Mucoromycetes; Mucorales; Phycomycetaceae. The record is from RefSeq and is a predicted model, not a curated record. The coding region runs from base 1 to 765 and encodes 254 amino acids.